CAAAGAAGUGGUGUCACACCACUCACUAUAACGUGAGAACGCGCGUACAUAAAAGACAUCUCCACUCUCGGCGCGUGGCGAACAGCACUACAUCUCUCUCUCUCUCUCUGCGCAUCUUUGUCCCUCGUUGUCAGUACUCUCUCUCUCUCUCUCUCUGCAAUGGGGUGUGCACAAUCUAGGGUUGAUAACGAAGAGGCCGUAGCGAGAUGCAAGGACCGCCGCAACGUCAUCAAGGAAGCGGUUACGGCGAGCAAAGCGUUCGCCGCGGGCCACUUCGCCUACGCCAUUGCGUUGAAGAACGCAGGCGCUGCUCUCAGCGACUACGGCCACGGCGAAUCCGAUCAAACCUUGGACGCUGCUUUGGAGAAGGGAAACGACCGUGCUGCGGAUGGUCCUGCUACUCCUCAGCCGCCACCGCCUCCGCCUAUCGAGAAUCUCCCUCCUCCGCCUCCGCCUCUCCCUCAGUUCACUCCUUCUCCGAUAAAGCGCGCGAUUAGCUUGCCUGCGAUGGCGGGGAGAGGGAGGAAGGUGAGGGGGAUUGAUUCGAUGGCGAUUGAGGAGGAGGAUGAAGAGGAGGAGGAGGAGGAGGAGGGAGAAGAGAAGGUUGAGGAUGGAGAGAGUUCGCCUAGGACGCCGGAGAAUGUUGGGAAAGGUGGGAAGUUACCGGAGACGCCGGAGACUGUGAGUGCUUCUCCUGGGGCGUGGGAUUACUUUUUCAGGGUGGAGGAUGUUCCUGGGGGUAACUUAGAAGACAAUCAUCACUUUGAGUUCAAUGAAGAGGAGGAGGAGGAGGAGGAGGAAGAAGAGCUAAGAUCUGGUCACAAGGCUGUUGAGGAAGUGGAGCCAAAGACGCCGGAGAAAGUGGAAGAAGUUGAAGAAGAAGAAGAUGAAGUGGUGGAAGAGGCAAAGGAGAAAGGGAAAGCUAAGAUCGAGCAUUCCAACACAGCUCCACCUGAGUUCCGGCGUGCAGUCGCCAAGACCACGGCGUCAAGCGUGAAUCUGAUGAAGAUUCUUGAUGGGAUUGAUGAUCGGUUCCUCAAAGCUUCAGAGUGUGCACAGGAGGUUUCCAAGAUGCUUGAAGCCACAAGGUUACAUUAUCACUCUAAUUUCGCAGAUAACCGAGGAUAUGUUGAUCAUUCCGCUAGGGUAAUGCGGGUUAUAACUUGGAACAAAUCAUUAAGAGGCAUUUCCAACGGUGAAGGUGGGAAAGAUGAUCAAGAAUCAGACGAGCAUGAAACUCAUGCGACGGUGUUGGACAAGUUGUUAGCGUGGGAGAAGAAACUCUACGAUGAAGUGAAGCAAGGUGAGCUUAUGAAGAUAGAGUAUCAGAAAAAGGUAUCUCUACUCAACAGGCAUAAAAAACGAGGUGCGAGUGCAGAAACCGUGGAGAAAACGAAAGCAGCUGUGAGUCAUCUACACACAAGAUAUAUCGUCGACAUGCAGUCCAUGGACUCGACUGUCUCAGAAGUUAACCGUUUAAGGGAUGACCAAUUGUAUCCAAGACUUGUCUCCUUAGUCGAAGGGAUGGCCAAGAUGUGGACAAACAUGUGCACACAACACGACACACAACUCCAGAUCGUCGGAGAGCUAAAAUCUCUCGAGAUCUCGACUUCUCAGAAAGAAACCACGAAGCAGCAUCACCAACAGACGCGGCAGUUCUGCACCGUCUUGGAAGAAUGGCAUGUCCAGUUCGAGAGGCUCGUGACGCACCAGAAGCAGUACAUCAACUCUCUAAACACCUGGCUGAAGCUAAACCUCAUCCCCAUCGAAAGCAGUCUCAAGGAGAAAGUCUCCUCUCCUCCAAGGCCCCAGCGUCCACCGAUCCAAGCCCUUCUCCACUCGUGGCACGACCGCCUCGAGAAGCUACCCGACGAGGUGGCCAAAUCAGCGAUCUCCUCCUUUGCGGCGGUCAUGAAAACGAUCUUGCUUCACCAGGAGGAAGAGAUGAAGCUUAAGGAGAAAUGCGAGGAGACGAGGAGGGAGUUCAUUAGGAAGAAGCAAGGGUUUGAGGAGUGGUAUCAGAAACAUUUGCAGAAGAGAGGACCGACGGAGGAAGGUGUGGAUGGAGAAGAGGGAAGCGGGAGAGAUGAUGAUCAUGUCACGGAGAGGAGAAUCGUUGUGGAGACGCUGAAGAAAAGGCUUGAAGAUGAAGAAGAAGCUUACCAGAGACAUUGUGUUCAGGUGAGGGAGAAGUCUUUGAAUAGUUUGAAGAUCAGGUUGCCUGAGAUCUUUAGAGCGUUGUCUGAUUAUGCUCAUGCUUGUGCUGACUCUUACGAGAAGCUCAGUGUCAUAUCGCAGACUCAGAAAGCUACUGUAUCUUCUUGAACCAGUUUUAGUCUCUCUCUGCUUUUGUAUUAAAAACUCUUGUUGUUGAAUAGUUUUGUAGAAGUUUUUUUUUUUUAAUUA
Brassica napus (rape) is the source of this 2406-nucleotide messenger RNA. RefSeq names its product protein ALTERED PHOSPHATE STARVATION RESPONSE 1. The coding region runs from base 160 to 2325 and encodes 721 amino acids. The transcript has 4 exons. Lineage: Eukaryota; Viridiplantae; Streptophyta; Magnoliopsida; Brassicales; Brassicaceae. The record is from RefSeq and is a predicted model, not a curated record.